GGUGAUCCCUCUCGUUAGCACACCACACCGGCCUUGUGAGAAGCUGACGGCGGCGCGUGGGGACUUUGUGGUCUUUAGUUUAUCUUAAAUAAAAUCCAGCUGCAAUGUUCCGGUGUAAAACGGUGUGGAAUACACUGGCCCCGGUGGCGCGAGCCUCCUCAACACUGUGUCGGCAAACCGGGAAGAGAGCGCGUGAGUUGCUGAGGAAUGACAGGAGGCCGGCGUUCGGACCGCAGACCCACAUGUCGUCCGGUCCAUCGGGAGGAGCCGGGGACAAUGCCAUAUACUACGUGCUGGUGGGAGCGGCAUGUCUGGGAGGUGGAGCCUAUGUUUACCGCACCCUUUCGGCAGACAGCGCGAGGUUCUCCGAGCGAAUCACAGAAAUCGAGGGCCGGUCGCAGAAAACGGCAGAACGUCCCGCUCCUGCUGUAACGACAGAACCGGAGGUCACGGGAGAAGCAGUGACAGAACCAACAAAAGAACUCGUGGCUGAGGACGUCUCGGAACCCGUACACGAGUCUCCAGUUGGCGAGCUUCCACAAGAACCGACGGCAGAUGAAGCUGACCCGGGAGCCCUUGUGUCCGAGCCGUCUGUAACAGAACCUGCUUCUGAAAAUUUCCCAGAAGACUCUACUCCAGAACCAUCUGUAACUGAAACUGUCCCAGAAGCCCUUGUUUCUGAAUCUGGGGAACGAACUGGGGAAGAAGCGACUCUUGAAGCUCCUGUAACUGAAGCCAGUGUCGAUGAAGAACCUCCAGCUCCUGUUGUUGAGAGCGAGCCUGUGCCUGAAGUGGCGGCAGAAAGCGUUCCUGAGACUCCACCAGUAACCCAGAGUGAAUCUGAACCCGCUACCGCCGUACCUGCCCUCCCUGAGGUACCAGCACACGCCCCUUAUCUCCUGAUUGGUGGAGGAACGGCAUCCUUUGCAGCAGCGAGGUCUAUUCGUGCCCGUGACCCUGGUGCUCGGGUUUUGAUUGUGACUGAAGAAGCUGACCUGCCGUACAUGAGGCCUCCCUUGUCCAAAGAGCUGUGGUUCUCUGAUGACCCCGCCGUCACGGAAACGCUGCGCUUCAAACAGUGGAACGGCAAAGAGAGGAGCAUUUAUUUCCAACCUCCUUCUUUCUACGUGAAACCCAGUGAGCUGGAAAUAGUGGAAAAUGGGGGCGUGUCUGUGCUGACAGGCAGGAAGGUGGUGCACAUGGACGUCAGGGAGAAUAAAGUUAGACUGAGUGACGGUACUGAGAUCUCCUAUGACAAGUGUCUGAUUGCUACAGGUGGGGUUCCCAGGAACCUGCAGGUAAUUGAGCGUGCCAGCGAAGAGGUGAAGAACAGGACGACGCUUUUUAGGAAGAUCGAGGAUUUUAAAGCGCUGGAAAAAGUUUCCCGAGAGCUGAAGUCCAUCGCCAUCAUCGGGGGCGGGUUCCUGGGCAGCGAGCUGGCCUGCGCCUUGGGCCGGAGAUCACACGAUCUGGGCCUGGAGGUGAUCCAGCUGUUCCCGGAGAAAGGGAACAUGGGUAAAGUUCUACCGGAGUACCUGAGCAACUGGACCACCGAGAAAGUGAAAAGAGAGGGCGUCCAGGUGCUGACGGAGGCCGUUGUUAAGAACGUGUCCUAUAAGGACGGAAAAGUGGAGAUAAAACUGAAAGACGGGCGACUGGUGAAGACGGAUCACAUCGUGGCAGCCGUGGGUUUGGAGCCCAGCAUCGAGCUGGCGAAAUCGGCCGGCCUGGAGAUCGACUCGGACUUCGGAGGGUAUCGGGUGAACGCUGAGCUGCAGGCGCGCUCCAACAUCUGGGUGGCAGGUGAUGCUGCAUGUUUCUAUGACAUCAAGCUGGGUCGGAGGCGGGUGGAGCAUCAUGAUCACGCCGUGGUGAGCGGCAGACUCGCCGGAGAAAACAUGACCGGGGCCAAUAAGCCCUACUGGCACCAGUCCAUGUUCUGGAGUGACCUGGGCCCUGACGUAGGGUACGAAGCCAUCGGUAUUGUAGACAGCAGUCUCCCAACUGUAGGAGUGUUUGCAAAAGCUACUGCCAAGGACACACCCAAAGCAGCUACCGAGCAAUCAGGUACAGGAAUCAGGUCAGAGAGUGAGACAGAGGCGGUUGCUGGAGAGCUUUCUACAGCUACAGCAGCUCUUGCCCCGCCCACACAGCAGGAGAAUUAUGGGAAAGGAGUGAUCUUCUACCUGAGAGACAAGGUGGUGGUCGGCAUCGUGCUGUGGAACGUCUUUAACAGGAUGCCCAUCGCCCGGAAGAUCAUUAAAGACGGAGAGGAGCACGCUGAUCUGAACGAGGUGGCCAAGCUGUUCAAUAUUCAUGAAGACUAAACAUGCACAGGCUGUGCUUGUGGAGCCUGGGAAAACAUUUCUGCACAGAAUUCUCACACACACACACACACACACACACACACACACACACACACACACACACACACACACACACACACACACACACUUUGGCUGUGAACUCUGUCGGACCUGCGGUUCUGCCUCCAGCCCUGUUGGUGGCGCUGUGACUGCGGCUCGCUAAUGGACUCAGAUCAGUACUGUUCAGUCUCCUCUGAGGAGCACCUGUCGUUUAUACGGGAACGUUGUAUACGUGUUUUCUAGUGAGGUCAGUAAAUGUAUAUUUGCGAAACGCUUGCGCCGUCCACUCUUUCCUGGAGUCUCGACUUCGUUCCGCUGCAUGAGGUGUUGCUCCGGUACCGCUUUAAUGCACCGUUAUGUUCCUUUCAUGUUAACUACACUAUAGAUGUGUGGUCAUUUAUAACACAACGUUGUUUGUUUUUUUUUCCUUUUACAUCUGAGCCGAUUCGCACAAAGAACUAAUAAAGGAAUUAAAGGAACGCCCCUUCACAAGGGGAGGUGGUCAAGGGUGUGUUAAGCAGUAUUGGAACUCGGGGGCCAAGCACCUCACCUCAUACACAUCUCAUUGGAUAAACUUGAGCUGUUGCAGUGAUUCUGAUCGGGGUUUUAAUACCGUGAGGACAAAGCUGCACACACUCGUCUCAUCUCUCCUGUAUCAUGUGGCACGGUUUGUUCUUCCGAGACUUGAUUAAAGCAAAUUAUUUUUGAACUUG
Ictalurus punctatus (channel catfish) is the source of this 3079-nucleotide messenger RNA. RefSeq names its product apoptosis inducing factor mitochondrion associated 1 (gene aifm1). Gene Ontology annotation, biological process: apoptotic process; mitochondrial respiratory chain complex assembly. The record is from RefSeq and is a predicted model, not a curated record. Gene Ontology annotation, molecular function: protein dimerization activity; NAD(P)H oxidase H2O2-forming activity; FAD binding. Gene Ontology annotation, cellular component: cytoplasm; mitochondrion. The transcript has 19 exons. The coding region runs from base 105 to 2327 and encodes 740 amino acids. Lineage: Eukaryota; Metazoa; Chordata; Actinopteri; Siluriformes; Ictaluridae.